Messenger RNA from Pteronotus mesoamericanus, 1864 nucleotides. It is a transcript of the gene WDR55, whose product is annotated as WD repeat domain 55. The record is from RefSeq and is a predicted model, not a curated record. The transcript has 7 exons. Bases 91 to 1242 code for a protein of 383 amino acids. Gene Ontology annotation, molecular function: protein binding. NCBI's taxonomy places the organism in Eukaryota, Metazoa, Chordata, Mammalia, Chiroptera, Mormoopidae.
GGAAGUGGUGCACCGAGCCACGGUCUCCUGCCGGGUCCCUGGUUCUUGGGCUCACUGUCCUAUACCUGCGCAGCUUGAGUCCUCUCGCGCAUGGAUCGCAUGUGCGAGGAGAGGUCCGCGGAGGACGGGAGCGACGAGGAGGACUCCGACUCCCCGGAAGUACCGGCCCGUGUCAGGGACACCCCUGAAGACAUCGUUUUGGAAGCGCCAGCCAGUGGGCUGGCGUUCCACCCGUCUCGCGACCUCCUGGCGGCGGGAGACGUGGACGGGGACGUAUUUGUCUUUUCCUACUCCUGCCAAGAGGGAGAAACCAAGGAGCUCUGGUCCUCAGGUCACCACCUCAAGUCUUGCCGUGCCGUGGUCUUCUCUGAAGAUGGGCAGAAACUUGUUACUGUCUCCAAGGACAAAGCCAUCCAUGUUCUAGAUGUGGAGCAAGGCCGACUGGAAAGACGCAUUUCCAAGGCUCACGGUGCCCCUAUCAACAGCCUACUGCUGGUGGAUAGCAAUGUUCUAGCCACUGGGGAUGACACAGGUGGCAUCCGGCUCUGGGACCAGCGGAAGGAGGGCCCCUUGAUGGAUAUGCGGCAGCACGAGGAGUACAUUGCCGACAUGGCUCUGGACCCCGCCAAGAAGCUGCUGCUGACAGCCAGCGGGGAUGGCUGCCUUGGUGUCUUCAAUAUUAAGCGACGCCGGUUUGAGCUGCUUUCAGAACCUCAGUCUGGAGACCUGACCUCUGUCACAAUCAUGAAAUGUGGGAGGAAGGUGGCCUGUGGCUCCAGUGAAGGUACCAUCUACCUCUUCAACUGGAAUGGCUUUGGGGCCACAAGUGACCGCUUUGCCCUGAAAGCCGAGUCCAUCGACUGCAUGAUUCCGGUCACCGACAGUCUGCUGUGCGCUGGGUCCACCGAUGGAGUCAUCAGGGCUGUGAACAUCCUGCCGAACCGAGUGGUGGGCAGAGUGGGCCAGCACGCCGGGGAGCCUGUGGAGAAGCUGGCCCUUUCCCACUGUGGCCGCUUCCUGGCCAGCAGCGGCCAUGACCAGUGCCUCAAGUUUUGGGACAUGGCCCAGUUGCGGGCGGUGGUGGUGGAUGACUACCGUCGGCGCAAAAAAAAGGGAGGGCCGCUUCGGGCGCUGAGCAGCAAGGCUUGGAGCACCGAUGACUUCUUUGCAGGACUGAGGGAAGAGGAAGAGGAGAAGGAGGAAGAGAAGGAGGAAGAGGAGAGUGAGGACGACAGUGACUGAGGGAAUGAGCCGAAUCUCGAAGACGGGUCCUCAUUGGGCAAGAGUCUUGUUUCCUGGGCUGAACCUCCAGAGGCUGUGAACCUAGCACACCCUCUUGUGCAGCAGGAGGAGGGCAGGCGGGCUCGGGACUGCGGGGAGGAAGAGGCUGCUCACACUGCCAGUGUCAGACAGGCCUGCAGCUGGAGCAAGACGGCACGGACACAGGUGUACACCAACCAGGGGUUUAAUAUAAAUACAACCAGCAGAGAAGAACCAUCCAACAAUACACAUACACCAAAACCACAACGCCAAGUGGUGGGGACAAACGGCAGAUUUCUGACCCUUUGGCUUGGCCAUCCCCCAAAUAAAAACCAACAAAGACAAAUCAAGAAAAUAAGCAAAGAUUCAUGCUAGGCUGUGGGAGGAGACGGGGUGAGAGAGAGGGUGUGUGUCCCCCACAGGAAGGCCAAAGAGAACCCUGGGCUGGGAGAGGGAGGGCAAGGUCCCUCACCACAGCUUAGCCAAACCUGAGCUGUCCCCAGCGGCACUGGGGCUGUGCCCCAGCUGGGAGGUAUGUCAGGUAGAGCGGGGCCGCGCUCCUCCCCUUUUUGGGAUCAGAUGGUGGCUGCCCAGGCCUGCUGGG